Molecule: messenger RNA, 1176 nt
Organism: Alternaria atra
Lineage: Eukaryota; Fungi; Ascomycota; Dothideomycetes; Pleosporales; Pleosporaceae
Exons: 2
Coding region: 1-1176 (391 amino acids)
Molecular function (GO): carboxylic ester hydrolase activity
Source: RefSeq, a predicted model, not a curated record
AUGGUGUGGAUACAUGGCGGAGGCUUUACAGGAGGAACAGCUAGCGAUACCACAUUCGACGGCAGUGCCAUGGCGUCUCGUGGAGAUAUUGUUCUUGUUACAAUAAACUAUCGAUUGUCUACGUUGGGCUUUCUGGCACUCAGCAACACUUCGUUGACAGGAAACUACGGGCUUCAUGACCAGAGCAUUGCGCUUGACUGGCUUCACGCGCAUAUUGAGGACUUCGGAGGCGACAAGGACAGAAUCACUGUUUUCGGGCAGAGCGCAGGAGCGGCAUCGGUUAGAGCUUUGCUUGCAUCACCACAAGCGCGGGACAAGGUCCGUGGGGCGAUUAUGAUGAGCACACCACAAGGCGUAGAAUACGCGUCCACGUUCUCCAGGUACCUGACGAUAGAAGAAGCUACAAACCGAACUGCGAAAAUCAGCACCGAACUAGGAUGCGAAUCAGUGACGGGUGAACACCUCGUUGCUUGCUUACGAGAAGCAGACCCUCUUGCUUUGGUAGGCAUCAGGAACGGCUCACAACCACCUGGGACUGUUGCAAGAUACCCCGUUGUCGACGGUACAUUCUUGACGAGCACAGCCCUUCCUCUCGGUACAUCGGCACCCAAAUUCAAUAUCUCCAUAAUGUCCGGAAUCAUGCGUGACGAUGGCUCACCUUUCACCUCGUAUCCCACUUCGUCCAACAUAUCUGCUGUACUAUCCUCGCAAGGCUUUCCUGCCUCCGCCAUUCUUUCUUCGGACUCGUUUCCGUUGCCUCACGAUACGAAUAGCACUCUACGCAUCUUCAACCUCACAUCCCGAGUGGCCACGGAUGCAAUGUUCAGGUGUCUAGCACAAAGCACAGCGCAUACUGCUACGAAGAACAGGGUGUUCAAGGGAGUGUAUAGCUAUGAGUUUGAUAGGGCGUACCAAAUUGAAGAAUGGAGUCCCAACCCCCCAGCUUGCGAAGCGCCAGUCACAAAAGGGUAUCCGUUUGGUGAUCCUAACGCACCCUGUGGGUCACCCAACCAGCCCGAAGAACGGCUUUCGACGUUGAAAAACAUUACUGACUUAUUCGCAAUACAGUCUACAAGUGCCAUUCGGGCGAGCUCCUGUCCGUUUUUGGCACCACCAUCUCCCAAGGGCGGCCACCGCGAGAUCAAGAUGACAUUCCAUUUAGUCAGUACAUUGUAG